This is a messenger RNA of Uloborus diversus, 2385 nucleotides long. RefSeq lists its product as uncharacterized. Lineage: Eukaryota; Metazoa; Arthropoda; Arachnida; Araneae; Uloboridae. The coding region runs from base 1 to 2385 and encodes 794 amino acids. The record is from RefSeq and is a predicted model, not a curated record. The transcript has 2 exons.
AUGGCGAAAAUAACUGCCUUAAACCGCCAAAAGGGCGCACUAAAAACGCAAGUAACUAAAUUAGGACUAUUCUUCGAGGACAAAGAAUGGACAUUUUCAAAAAUUGAACUGGAUAUUAAACUUACAGCCUUGAAAAUAAUUCAAGAAAGUGCUUCAGAAUUGCGUUCUCAGUAUUAUCAGCUAAUUGAAAAAGAUGAAGAUUUGCCUCCAAUUGAAAAGGAUCUCGAUGAAUUAGAAUCGAAAACUGAAGAAUUGGAGGUAAGAAUUUAUACAUUUCUUUCAACGCAUGAAGAAAAUAAUUCUACCAAUGAAAGUAAAAACAAUGCAUUAGUUAGAUUACCAGAACUUUCGAUUUCAAAGUUCGCAGGUAAAAUUGAAGAAUGGAACAAUUUUAAAAUGCAAUUCAAUAGUAUAAUUAAUAGUAACAACCAAUUAUCAUAUGUACACAAACUUCAAUAUUUACAAUCUUGCUUAGUCGGUGAAGCAAAACAUUUAAUGUCAGCAGAAGACACUUACGACUCAUUAUUUAAAGCUUUAGAAAAAAGAUAUGAAAACGAAAGAAUAAUUGUAGAAACACACGUAAAUUCUAUUCUUAAGUAUUCUAAAAUUCAGCAACACUCUAUUAAAGAACUUAGACAUCUAAUUGACACUAUUAAUAAAAAUAUUCGUGCCCUUAAAGUCCUCAAAUAUGAGAGAAAUCAUUUAAGUGAUAUUUUAUUAAUAAAUACCAUCUUAGAAAAACUAGACAUAGAAUCUCGCAAGCAAUUUGAGCUAAACGCAAGCUCCAAAGAAGUUCCGAAAUUGGAAGAGCUUCUAUCAUUUUUAGAAAAAAGGUGUCAAGUUUUGGACAAUGUAUCGAGGAAUGUUUAUCAUAAAACCUCAAAAAAUGUGUCAGAACAAAAAUUUAACUCAAAAUCGUUAAUGAUAAAUAGUGAUAAAAAUUCGUGCAUUUUAUGUUCAUCUCCCGAUCAUGCAAUAUUUAAAUGUAAGCAGUUUUUACAGCUUAAUGUUCAAGAAAGAUGGAACACAGUAAAGAGACAUAAUUUAUGUACUAACUGUCUAAGCUAUCAGCAUCAACUUAAUUCAUGUAAAUCCAAACAUGUCUGUUUUACUUGUGGGAAAAGGCAUAACAGCUUAUUGCACAAAGUCAGAGAGACUACGAAACCCACACCCCCUCUCCAGUCUUUGGAUACAAUUGAAAAAUUGCAGUUCCCAGACAAUGCCCCUGACAAUGGUUCUCCCGCUGUCCAAGACGUUAGGACUUUCGCUGGCUACACUCCCUCAGCAGAGCGAAAUGUGAUUUUGUCAACUGCACUUGUUUCAGUUUUAGAUGCUUCUGGAAAUCCAGUUAUUGGACGUGCUCUCUUAGAUUGUGGUUCCCAAAGCAGCUUCAUUACAGCUGCAUUCGCUGAUUUAUUGAAUUUAAGGAAAGAAAGGUUUCACGCGUCCGUUUCGGGCAUCAAUGCCUAUGUCAUAAGUACAAAAAAUAUGACAUUGCCUCCAGGUGUAAUCCUAGCAGACCCGGGUUUUGGCACUCCACAUAAAAUUUAUUUAUUAAUUGGCGCAGAGUUGUUUUGGGAAAUCAUAAAAACUGGACAAUUUCGAACCCCUUCACCGGAUUUAAGAUUUCAAGAGACAGUUUUUGGCUAUAUAGCUACUGGAACAAGCACAAGCGCAUCCGAAUUUAAAUUUUGUGGUUUUGUUAAAGGUUUGGACUCUCUUGAACAAAGUAUUCGGAAAUUUUGGAACAUUGAAAACGUGGAAGACGAUAAACGCAUCAUCAGCGAAGAAGCGAAAUUUUGCGAAGAAUAUUUUACGUCAACGUAUAAUCAAGAUAAUGACGGUAGAUUCAUCGUUUCUAUGCCUCUUAAAGAAGAACCUUCCUGCUUAGGAGAUUCCAGAGCAAAUGCAGAACGAAGACUUGAAAGCCUUUGGAAGCAAUUGAAAAACAAACCAACAAUGAUGCAAUUAUAUCAAAACUUCAUGCAAGAAUACGAAGAUCUAAAACACAUGGAAGUUAUCUCAGAUGAAGAUAUCAAAGAAAAAUCUUAUUAUCUGCCGCAUCACGGAGUAUAUAAACCAGAAAAUCAGACAACUCCAUUACGUGUCGUCUUCAACGCAUCGGCCGCAACAACUUCUGGAAAAUCCCUUAACGAUAUUUUAUUGAAAGGUGACGUCCGAGAAGAUAUUUUUGACAUAAUGGUCAGAUUUCGCAAACAUAAAUACGCAUUCAUAGCCGAUAUUAAGAAGAUGUACAGGCAAAUUGGAAUUCAUCCAUCUCAGCAAAAUCUCCAAAGAAUUUUGUGGAAAAAGACGGCAGAAGACCCUGUUCUCACAUUUAAGUUAAAGACUGUGACAUACGGAACAUCAAGUGCCCCUAUUUAG